AUGCCUGAGAAGGAGAUAAGAGAAGACGCCUCCCCUCUCAGCUCCUUUUGCAGGGGUGGGAGGUCCACAGGGAAGUUGAGAUGCCUGGAGGUUAUUACCUGCCCAGGAGCGCCUGGGCUUACCCAGAGAUGCAUGAUGUUUACCAACCGUCGAAUGGGCACUGGGAGGGCCUCUGUAACAGGACGGAGCUCCACCUACGAAGAAGGAACGGAGGAGGAGCACGGGCAUAGGGGGGAGGAGUUCGGGGGAGUUGAGGAGCAGCGAGGAGGGGCCCUUGGCCCCGGGGAGGGGCGGGGCAGGAAAGGGGUCAGGCCUCUGCCGGGUCCCCUUAUCCCUCCCUCUCCUCCUCUUUCCAAAUCAACCCGAGGCCGAAGGGGACUUUGGAGCUGGUGCGCGCCCAAAGCAGCGCAGCGGCUCAGCGUCGCUGGGACCAUGGUCUCCGCCCUGGGCAGUCCCGGGCCGCUCGUGCGGCAGCUCAUCCUGCUGCUGCUGCCGACCGGUCUGCUUCUGCAGCCCUCCCAGGCCCUGCCCACCGAGCUGCUGCCCGGGGACUUUGCAACAGACGAGGCAGGGGCGAGACUCUUCGCCCAGAGCUACAACUCCACAGCUGAGAUCGUCCGGUACCGGAGCGCCGCAGCCAGCUGGGCUUACGAGGUCAAUAUCACCCAAGAGAACGCGCAGCGGCAGGAGGAAGCAGACCUGCUGUCUCAGGAGUUUGAUGAAGCAUGGGGCAUGAAGGCCAAGCUGUUGUAUGACCGCAUCUGGGAGAACUUCACUGACCCCAUGCUUCACAGGAUCAUCGGUUCUGUGCGGAUUCUGGGUCUAGCCAAUCUGCCCAUAGAACAGCGUCAGAAGUACAAUACCUUGCUGAGCAAAAUGACCAGCAUAUAUUCUUCAGCCAAGGUCUGCUUUCCCAACAAGACUGCCACCUGCUGGGCCCUGGAACCAGAGCUUACAGAAGUCAUGGCCUCAUCGAGAAGCUACGCUAAGCUGCUAUUUGCCUGGGAGGGCUGGCACAAUGCUGUAGGGGUUCCUCUGAAACCUGAGUAUCAAGCUUAUGUCAGUCUCAGCAAUGAAGCCUAUAAGGUGGAUGGCUUUGAGGACACAGGGGCAUACUGGCGUUCUUGGUAUGACUCAUCAACAUUCGUGGAAGACCUAGAGCGACUGUACCAACAGCUAGAGCCUCUGUACCUGAAUCUCCAUGCCUUUGUGCGCCGUGGCUUGUACCACCGCUAUGGGGACAAAUACAUCAAUCUCCAGGGUCCCAUCCCUGCUCAUCUCCUGGGAAACAUGUGGGCACAGAGUUGGGAAAACAUCUAUGACAUAGUGGUUCCCUUCCCGGACAAGCCUAACCUAGAUGUUACCAGCACCAUGGUGGAGAAGGGCUGGAAUGUCACACACAUGUUCCGGGUCGCAGAGGAAUUUUUCACUUCCCUGGGGCUGCUGCCUAUGCCUCCGGAGUUCUGGGCUGAGUCCAUGCUGGAGAAGCCAGAUGAUGGGCGAGAGGUGGUAUGCCACGCCUCUGCCUGGGAUUUCUACAACAGGAUAGAUUUCAGGAUCAAGCAGUGCACGAGAGUGAACAUGGACCAGCUCUUCACUGUACAUCACGAGAUGGGCCACGUGCAAUAUUACCUUCAGUACAAACACCUGCCUGUUUCCCUGCGAAGGGGUGCCAAUCCUGGCUUCCAUGAGGCCAUUGGGGAUGUGCUAGCCCUAUCCGUCUCCACACCUGGUCAUCUACAGAAAAUUGGCCUGCUGGACAGUGUUACUAAUGACAAUGAAAGUGACAUCAACUACCUAUUAAAGAUGGCACUAGAUAAGAUCGCCUUCUUGCCCUUUGGCUACCUGGUGGACCAGUGGCGUUGGAGGGUCUUCAGUGGGCUUACAACUCCAUCUCAAUACAACUAUGACUGGUGGUACCUUCGGACCAAAUACCAGGGCAUCUGCCCUCCCAUUGCCCGGAAUGGAGCCCAUUUCGACCCUGGGGCAAAGUUUCAUAUCCCGUCUGUAACACCAUACAUCAGGUAUUUUGUGAGUUUUGUCCUUCAGUUCCAGUUCCACAAAGCCUUAUGUGCUGAGGCGGGCUAUACCGAGCCCCUGCACUAUUGUGACAUCUAUCAAUCUCAACAGGCUGGUGCCAAACUCAGGGAGGUGCUGCAGGCAGGUGCUUCUCGGCGUUGGCAGGAGGUGCUUAAGGAGAUGACAGGCUCAGAGACCCUGGAUGCAGGACCGCUUCUUGAAUACUUCGAACCCCUCACUGAUUGGCUGAAGCAACAGAACCAGAUCAAUGGCGAGGUCCUGGGCUGGCCUGAUUUUGAGUGGCGUCCACCAGUGCCAGAUGGCUAUCCAGAGGGCAUUGACAACCUGACUGAUGAAGCAGAGGCUGAGAAGUUUCUUGAGGAGUAUGACCGGUUGGGGCUCGUCAUAACGAAUGCAUAUGUAGAGGCCAACUGGGCUUACAACACAAACAUCACUGAAGAAAAUAGCAAGAUUAUGUUGGAAAAGAACCUGGAAUUGUCUUCUCACACACUACAAUAUGGUACUCGUGCCCGCCAGUUUGACACCAGCAGUUUCCAGAAGUCAUCUGUGAAACGGCUCCUGGAAAAGCUUAAAGACCUCGGUCGGGCAGCCCUGCCCCCUGCGGAUUUGGAUAAGUACAAUAACAUACUGUUGAAGAUGGAAUCAGCUUACAGUACAGCCAAAGUGUGCCAACAAAAUGGUUCCUGUCUACCCCUGGAUCCUGAUUUGACGGAGUUGAUGGCCUCAUCUCGGAACUAUGACAACCUACUCUGGGCAUGGAAGGGUUGGAGGGAUAAGGCAGGACGCGCUGUCCUUCCCAACUUCCCGGAGUAUGUGGAGCUUAGCAACAAGGCUGCCCAGCUCAAUGGCUAUGCUGAUUCUGGAGCCUACUGGAGAGCCUGGUAUGAAACACCUUCCCUGGAGCAGGACCUGGAGAAAAUCUACCUGGAACUGCAGCCCCUCUACCUGAACCUCCAUGCCUAUGUCCGUCGUGCCCUGUACCGUCACUAUGGAGCAGACUACAUCAACCUUCAAGGGCCCAUUCCUGCUCAUCUGUUAGGCAAUAUGUGGGCUCAGAGCUGGUCCAACAUCUAUGAGUUGGUGGUGCCUUUCCCUUCUGCCCACCAGGUGGAUGCCACUCCGGCUAUGAAAAGCCAGGGCUGGACCCCACGGAGGAUGUUUGAAGAGGCAGAUAAAUUCUUCCAGUCCCUGGGUCUGCUGCCCUUGACCCCUGAGUUCUGGAACAAGUCAAUGCUGGAAAAGCCAAACGAUGGGCGAGAAGUCGUGUGCCAUGCUUCUGCCUGGGAUUUCUACAAUGGCAAAGACUUCAGGAUCAAACAGUGCACAACAGUGAACAUGGAGGACCUCAUCGUCAUCCACCAUGAGAUGGGCCAUGUGCAGUAUUUCAUGCAGUACAAAGAUCAGCCUCUGACCUUCCGAGAUGGUGCCAACCCAGGUUUCCAUGAGGCCAUCGGAGAUGUGCUGGCACUCUCUGUCUCCACCCCCAAGCACUUAUACAGUAUUGGUCUGCUGGAUAAUGAGGGCGAGGGCUAUGAGAGUGAGAUCAACUAUUUGAUGAGUGUUGCCCUGGACAAGAUUGCCUUCAUCCCUUUUGGUUACCUCAUUGACCAGUGGCGCUGGCGGGUGUUCGAUGGGAGCAUCAAUAAGAAAGAUUACAACCAGGAGUGGUGGAGCCUCAGGCUAAAGUACCAGGGUCUGUGUCCACCAGUACCCAGAACACAAGAAGACUUUGACCCAGGUGCCAAGUUCCAUAUACCUGCAAAUGUGCCCUAUCUCAGAUACUUUGUCAGCUUUGUGAUUCAGUUCCAGUUCCACGAGGCCCUGUGCCGAGCCGCUGGCCACCAAGGUGCACUGCACAAGUGUGAUAUCUAUCAGUCAAAGAAGGCAGGGCAGCUCUUGGCGGAUGCUAUGAAACUGGGACUCAGUAAGCCGUGGCCAGAGGCUAUGAUGCUACUUACAGGGCAGCCCAACAUGUCAGCCACAGCUAUCGUGGACUACUUCCAGCCCCUGCUGGACUGGCUCAUCACCCAGAACAAGGAACAGCAAGAGACACUGGGCUGGCCUCAGUAUGACUGGACUCCAUAUUCUGGAAAUUAUGUCGGAAGAGCCCUCACCAAAAAUGAAUCAAAAAAUGAGUCAGCGGCAAAUGAAUUCGUGAAAGAGUAUGAUCAGACAGCUCAAGCAGUGUGGAAUGAGUACAUGUUGGCCCUUUGGAAAUACAGCACCAACAUCACUGAGUAUAACCGCCAGAAGAUGCUGGAAAAGGACUUCCUGAUGGAUCAGCAUAUAUUGUAUUAUGGCGUAAAGGCUCAUGACUUUAACACCACCAACUUUAGCAACCCACUACUGAAGCGUAUCCUAUGGAAGCUGAGGGAAAUGGAGAAGGCCAGCCUACCCAAGAAUGACCUUAAGGAGUACAAUGAACUUCUAGCAAAUAUGGAGACAAUCUACAAUAUGGCUGAUGUGUGCUUAGAAGAGGGACCUUGUGUGAUCCUAGAGCCUGAUCUUACAGAGCUGAUGGCUUCCUCCUGGAAGCAGGAGGAACUGCUUUGGGCCUGGCAAGGUUGGCGAGAUUCUGUAGGCCGGCAGCUCCACCCCAUCUACAGUCAGUAUGUGGAGCUCAGCAACAAGGCUGCCAGACUUAAUGGUCACCAGGAUACAGGGGCCUCAUGGAGAGAAGUAUAUGAGUCACCUACCUUGGAGAAAGACCUUGAGAAGCUUUACCAAGAAAUGGAGCCACUCUACCUAAACCUACAUGCUUAUGUGCGCCGAGCUCUUUACAAUUACUAUGGGUCUGAACUCAUUAGCCUAAAAGAGCCCAUUCCUGCCCACUUAUUGGGGAACAUGUGGGCUCAGUCCUGGACCAACAUCAUUGACCUAGUAACACCCUUUCUUUCAUCCUCCAAAAUGGAUGCCACCAUGGCCAUGAGGAGCCAGCAUUGGACACCCUUUAAGAUGUUUGAGGAGGCUGACAAAUUCUUCCAGUCUCUGGGGCUGCUCCCUGUUCUCCCUGAAUUCUGGGAAAAAUCAAUGCUGGAGAAGCCACAGGAUGGAAAAGAUGUGGCAUGCCAAGCCUCUGCCUGGGACUUCUAUGAUGGCAAGGACUUCAGGGUAAAGAUUUGCACCAAGGUGGACAUGGAAGAUCUAUUGUCCGUCUUCCAUGAGAUGGGCCAUAUCCAGUAUUUCAUGCAGUACAAGAAUCUGUCCUUGGCACUCCGAGAAGGUGCCAACCCGGGCUUCCAUGAGGCGAUAGGGGAUGUGGGCCUUUCCAUCUCCACCCCCAAGUACCUUCACAACUCAGAGCUUCUGGUUGCUGAAAUAGAGGACUACAAAAGCGAUAUCAACUUCCUUAUGAACAUAGCAUUGGAAAAAAUUGCCUUCAUCCCCUUCAGCUACCUGGUGGACCAGUUUCGAUGGAAGGUCUUUGAUGGCCGAAUCAGCAAGGAAUUUUACAAUCAGGAAUGGUGGAACCUGAGGUUAAAAUAUCAGGGAUUAUGCCCACCAGUGCCAAGGUCAGAGGAAGACUUUGACCCAGGUUCCAAGUUCCACAUUGCUGCCAACAUACCUUAUAUCAGGUACUUUAUCAGCUAUGUGAUCCAGUUCCAAUUCCAUGAGGCCCUAUGUCGAGCCUCGGGCCACUCAGGUCCCCUGCACAAAUGUAAUAUCUACAGCUCCCAAGAGGCAGGAAAACUCCUAGGGGAUAUCAUGAAACUUGGAUUCAGCAAGCCAUGGCCAGAGGCAAUGAAGAUGAUCACUGGGCAGUAUAAUAUGUCAGCAAAGCCACUCAUGAAGUACUUUAAGCCCCUGCUGGACUGGCUUGUUGCUGAGAAUGUGCGUCAGGAAGAGAUCCUGGGCUGGCCUGAGUUUAACUGCUUCAUCUCUGAUGAUAAUGCUCCUCCUUUCAGCACCGUGAUAGGGACAGCUCCUGGGAUCUUGGCAUCCUGUCUUCAGCCUCUGAUGUGA
Messenger RNA from Vombatus ursinus (common wombat), 6003 nucleotides. RefSeq names its product angiotensin I converting enzyme (gene ACE). The record is from RefSeq and is a predicted model, not a curated record. Gene Ontology annotation, biological process: proteolysis. Lineage: Eukaryota; Metazoa; Chordata; Mammalia; Diprotodontia; Vombatidae. Gene Ontology annotation, molecular function: metallopeptidase activity; peptidyl-dipeptidase activity. Gene Ontology annotation, cellular component: plasma membrane.